AUUGACUUUUGUCCAUACAGGACCCAGUAGUGACGUAUUUCAUCAGAGGAAAACAUGGCGGCUUUACUGGCGAGGACCCUGUCGGGGUUGCUUAGGUCACCGCUAUCUGUGUCUCUGUGCACCCGGACCACGAACGUGGCUCGGCUGUCCGGCUUCAUCCAAGCUGCUCACCCCUUUUAUGUCGGUUCGGACCCGGCCAAACUUGCUCCGGCGCCUGCUGCAUUCUGUCAAUUAUCCCGGUGCGGCCUCCUCCAAAGGGUAUCGGCUCUUAUUCCCGCUGGGAGUCAGCAGCCCAGCAGAACUCUGACAUACUGCAGUUUAAGGAAGGGAAAGACAAAGACUGUCAAGUCUGUGACACAGCGGUUCAUGAGGCUGCAUUGCGGUCUUUGGAUUCGACGCAAGGCUGGAUACAAGAAGAAACUGUGGAAGAAGAAACCUGCCAGACGAAAGCGACUGAGGGAGCACGUCUUUUGUAAUAAAACACAGUGUAGGCUGUUAGAUAAAAUGACAUCACCAUUUUGGAAAAGGAGGAACUGGUUUGUGGACGAUCCAUACCUGAAGUACCACGACAGAGUCAACCUCAAGUUGUAAUUGAUGUAUUGACAUCUUGUGAUAAUACAAGCUUGCAAACAAGAUCGGCCUUGCAUCCAUCCAUCCAUGAUCCGAGCCGCUUAGCCUCACACGGGUCGCGAAUGUUUUGGAGACGAUCCCAGCAAUCUUCAGGAUGUAGGCAGGGUAGUCAGUCAAUCGCGGGGCACACAAAGAAACAUUCGUGCUCACAAUCACACCUCAGGACGAUUUAGAGUGUUCCAUUUUAAUUAAAUACGCAAGCAGAAACAGUAGUCAGUCACAGAAAAUGUUUGCUUCAUGUUUAAUGACUGUAAAGUGAUUUAAACCAACAAUAAACCACGGGAUCAUGUCA
Messenger RNA from Hippocampus comes (tiger tail seahorse), 922 nucleotides. RefSeq names its product mitochondrial ribosomal protein L35 (gene mrpl35). The record is from RefSeq and is a predicted model, not a curated record. Lineage: Eukaryota; Metazoa; Chordata; Actinopteri; Syngnathiformes; Syngnathidae. Gene Ontology annotation, biological process: translation. The transcript is spliced from 4 exons. Bases 55 to 591 code for a protein of 178 amino acids. Gene Ontology annotation, cellular component: ribosome; mitochondrion. Gene Ontology annotation, molecular function: structural constituent of ribosome.